Molecule: messenger RNA, 4157 nt
Organism: Asparagus officinalis (garden asparagus)
Lineage: Eukaryota; Viridiplantae; Streptophyta; Magnoliopsida; Asparagales; Asparagaceae
Exons: 3
Coding region: 225-3902 (1225 amino acids)
Biological process (GO): protein folding
Cellular component (GO): plasmodesma
Molecular function (GO): protein-folding chaperone binding
Source: RefSeq, a predicted model, not a curated record
CACGACAACAACAGAGAGAAGAAAGCAAGCAAGCAAGCAAGCGAGAGACUGAAGGGGUUUGUGGCGAGAAUUGCUCCGGGAUCGAAGUCAUUUGGCUCGUCGGAUCGGUCGGCAGGAUUUUUCUUUAAUCUGAUUAUUCACUGUGUUAUUGAUCUCAACCUGGUGAGCUAGACCGAAGGGAGUCUUGAGGGAGGUCUUCCACAGGGUUGUCCUAUUCAUAAACGAUGUUUCCUUCUUACCAAUACACGGGACCAUACUUUCAAAAUUUUCCUUAUCAGAAAGAGCCUAAUUCCUACCCGUGUCAAUACUGUUCUGGCUGGGGGUCUGUAAGACCAUCAGCAUUUGUUCCUUCUCCUUCCCAUGAGUUCAACCAGCCGAAUUUGAGAGAUCAUAGUGGCUGUUGCGGUCACGGCUUUCCUCCUGGUUAUUAUGGCCUGAGUCCGCAAUUUUGUCCUAACGUUCAGCCACCAUCUCAUCCGCAUUACUAUGGACCCUAUCUUCCUUACCCCUCUUCAUAUCCUGCCUAUUUUGUCCCCCAUCCACAUAACGCAGUUAAUUGGACUCAGCAUGAUUAUGACAAUACUCACAGUCAUUGUUGUCGGUGUCCAAAUAGUUCGUGCUAUCGAAAAGGUGAUACUGCUCCAAAGAUUGAAGAGGCAGUACCUGAAAAAGAGCUGGAUAGGGGCUCUUCUGGUUCUGAUCGUCCGCCAAACUACUCAUCGCCAGUUGUUUGGGUCCCUGUUAGUUCCAUUAAGGAUAGGGAGGCAGGCAAAGAUACUCAGCUGCAGCCUGGGUACUUGAAUGGUUCGGUGCCUUUGGGCAUUGACGGCUCCAAGGUAUCGAGUCAAGAAGAAGAACGGAAGAACGAGAAUAAAUGGCCACAGCAGUCAUUUCCAGUAAUAUGGAUGCCAGGUUAUGAUAAACCACAGGAAGCUGUGACUAAUUUGAAAGAAAUUACUCCAGGCUCUGUUAAAGAACCAGAAAAGCUUAAGAUUAUUCCUCUGAAGCUUCUUGGAAAUGAUGACUAUGAGAAGAAUUCAAGAGCCUUGGAAGAAUCCAAAAAUGAAGUACAGAAAGAAAUACCAGGGGAAAAGGAGAGCAAAACAAAGACAAUUCCUGUGAAGUCGAUGGAAGAGAGAAGUCAGAAGAAAACUAGCUUGCCUGAAGUGCAAGAAAAGAAGGUUGAUAAAGAGAAGGCUACCAGCUUUGAGAAGAAAACUAAAGAAAUUGAAAUGCACAAGAAGUUAGAGGAAGAACGACCAUCGCCAGUGAAGUCAACGAAAUUGCGUCCUGUUUGUUUAAGAGUUGACCCUUUGCCCAAGAAGAGGAUGACAAAUGGUGCAUCAAGGUCUCCUAGUCCACCAGGCCACAAAGACAGGAAACAUCAUGAAGAGCUGUGUCCUCGGGAGGGAACUGGAGAAAAUACCUCUGAGAGAAAACAUAUUGUUAGUGUGAAAGAUAAUGGUUCAAGUAAGUCAGUGGAAGAGCAGAAGUGCCAGGAAAAUAUACAUAUUCCUGUAGGCGAUCCGUCCAAGGAACCCUUCUUCGAGGAAACGGCAAGAACUGUAGGCAGUGAAACUGGAGGCGAUAAGGAUUCUGAAGGAAGUAACUCUGCUGGAAGUAAGAAUGAUCUGAAAAUGGAUGCGGAUAAUGAACAUGAAAGGUCUUCAGAAAAUAAAGAGGUGAAGGAAGAUAGGGGAACAAAACGAGACUUAUCGCAGACCGAUGCUGCAGUGAUUAUUCAGUCUGCUUAUCGAGGAUUUGAGGUGAGAAAAUGGCAACCACUCGAGAAACUUCGAAAGAUAAGGAAGAUUUGUGAAGAAGCGGACAGUAUCAGGACACAAGUACAGACUACAGGAGUCUCUCCUGAAGAAUUGGGUGCAAAGCAGAAGACAUUUUUUGGUGAAACGCUAAUGAAUCUACUGCUGCAGCUGGAUACUAUACAGGGCUUGCAUCCUAGUGUGAGGGACAUCAGGAAAAGUGUCGCAAGGGAACUUGUCCUCUUACAAGAGAAGCUUGAUUCUUUGGGAUGUGUUGAAGAAAAGAAGCCAUCUAGCGAUGAAGAGGAAACAAGGAGUACGGCUGGGGGAGCUGCCUUUGCUAGCUCAGAUAGUUUAGCCAGGUCAGAGUCCUUGCAAGACAACAUUAGCUCCAUUGGCAGUGUGGUGACACCAGUGGAGCUUGAUGUAAAUUCUGUAGAUUUUUCUUGUGAUGGUGGAGCCUCUCUUGUUGCUAGUCUAUCUUCUCUGGAUGAAACAGCAGAAGAUAAUUGUGUGGGUAAGCAACGAACAUUGGAGUAUGUACAACCGGCAGAAGAGAACUGCAUAGAGAAGCAACCAACAGCGGAAUGUGUACAACCUGCAGAAACGAAUUGCACAGAGAAGCAAUCGACGCUGGAGUAUGUACAACCAGAAGAAGAGAACUGGGAGUAUGUACAACCAGAAGAAGAGAACUGCACAGAAAAGCGACCAACGCUGGAAUGUGUACAACCAGCAGGAGAGAAUCGCACAGAGAAUCAACCAAUGCUGGAGUAUGUACAACCAGCGCUGGAAUCUGUGCAACCAGCAGAAGAGAAUUGCACAGAUAAACAACCAAUGGUGGAGCACGUACAACCACCACUGGAAUGUGUACAACCAGAAGAGGAGAAUUGCAGAGAGAAGCAACCAAUGCUGGAGUAUGUACAACCAGCAGAAGAAAAUUGCACAGAGGAGCAACCGAUGCUGGAGUAUGUACAACCAGCAGAAGAGAAUUGCACAGAGAAGCAACCAAUUGGGGAGUAUUUACAACCAAUGCUAGAAUGUGUACAACCAGCAGAAGAGAAUUGCACAGAGAAGCGACCAAUGCUGGAAUGUGUACAGCCAGCAGGAGAGAAUUGCACAGAGAAGCAACCUGUGCUGGAAGAUGUAGAUUGUGAUAGAUCUAAUAAAAGCAAGCAUGAUGUAGAUAGCCCCACAAUUACAUCUGAGCCAGCUCAGGAUACAAGUAUAUAUUUGUCGGUCGAGACUGACCAAGCUUGUUGGCACAAGACACCUUCAGAAAGCGCAUCCUCUGGGAGCAAGGAAUCUGACCCUAAGCAGAAGAAGCUCGAAAAAAUGGCAAGAGGAAAAGAUGACCCAAUUGAAUUGGCUGAAUUUGGCGAGGCUCCACUUCUGGUCACUGAGAGUGAUUCUAAGAAAGAUGAAACCAUCGACACUGCAGAAGAUAACAAUCUGCUUUCCUCUGGAGGUUCAUCUCCUGACCGUGAUGUGAUGAAAUGCUUACAACCACAUCAGGAUGUGGAGGUCAAACGUCAGGAGCAUGAACCAGUUGGUCUUGGAGCUGGAGCUGGAGAUGAUAGUAACGGUCAUUCAGACGCCACAGCAGUAGUAAAAAAUGUUGAUGAUGGUAUAUGCAACAGUUGUAUCCUGUGCACUGAAGAAGCUAUGGAGAUUGGCAAUGUUGAAGCGACACAGCCAGGAAACCUUGAAGCAUGGGCAACAGGAACUUCUGAAGUUACUGAAAGUAAUGAUGAGAACGGAUUAAGGGUCUUUGCUGACAAAAUUGAUGGUCCCCCCACCAGUCAGCUCCUUCCUGCAGAUAAGUAUGUGGAAGAUGGUAUCGCUGAUUUUAAUGAAAGUUUAUCUGCAUCAAGCAAAGAUGGUGAAGAUCACAACGGAACAGAUAAAUCCACUUUAUAUGCGAACAAAUACGGGAAUAAAGAAGAUAGGAAAUUAGUCAGUGAAAAUGAAAAAUUGAAGGAUAUUGUAGAGAAGCUUCUAGCGGCGGGAAAACAGCAUUCGGAUGUUAUAUCUAAUCUGACAGGGAGGGUGAAAGACUUGGAAAGAAAGCUGGUACAGCAGAAGAAGAAGAAGAAGAGAAGGGCAAACGUGAAGCCAAACAGACGAGUUAAAGCCCUCUUAUGACAAAUUUCAUGUUGACAGAGUGUUGUACUGUGUGCCUGAAGAGUUGAGUCAGGAGUUCUUUGUCGAGUUACUACCGCACUAUAUAUUGUAAGUUGCGAUCCUUGUUAUGUGUUGUAUAAUUUAUCCCAGUUAAGUCUGUGCUUCAUGUUCUCUUCCAUUUCAGUCUUUGCCGAGUUACUACUGCGCUAUAUAUUGUAAGUUGUGAUCCUUGUUAGUGUUGUCUCAGUUAAGUCUGUGCUUCAUGUUCCUCUUUCA